ACAGUGGGGCCAGACCUGAUCCAACAGGAAAUGCACACACUUUUGCCCCAGGUUGGGCAAUUCUGGAGAGCCUGGGAAAGCUCCGGCUAGCCUUACAAACACUGUCAGGCCGGCAGAAGCUGGGGAGAGCGCAAGCUGGGGAGGAAGUGACCCGGUUAGCUCUGGAGUUAGCAGGCCUUGCUCUGUUUAUGUUGUGCUGUAUGGCUGUAAUAAAUGCAGCCAGCCAGAGGGCCCCUGGCCUCAGGACCUAGGACUGCACUGGUCUGUGCAAGCCUCCCUAAGAUGAAGCUGCCAAGCCAGGAGGAGUUUGAAGCCUCUAGUGCUUCUGAAAAUGUACUCGCAGGAGAGCUGGACAGUGGCCCUUGUUCUGGCUCCAGCCCUGAUGGCCGCUCAGACACAGACAGGGAACUGGGGGAACCCCAGGACCCUCUACUCUUCAUCCAGCUGAAUGAGCUGCUGGGCCAGCCCCAGGCACAGCAGUGGAGAGAGACAGGCAGGUGGGUGCUGUUUGAGGAGAAGCUGGAGUUGGGUGCAGGCCGGUGGAGCGCCCCCCACGUGCCCACCCUGGCAUUGCCCAGCCUCCAGAAGCUCCGCAGCCUGCUAGCUGAAGGCCUCGUGCUGCUGGACUGUCCAGCUCAGAGCUUCCAGGAGCUCGUGGAGCAGGUGACCACGCUGCAGUCGCUGAGCCCAGAGCUGAGAGGGCAGCUGCAGGCCUUGCUGCUGCAGAGACCCCAGCGCCUCAGCCAGCCCAAUGGCUCCAGGCCCUGCUGGGGCUCUGCCCCUCCAAGAGAGGCUCCUCAUGACAAGGAAGCCCCCCUGAAGGAACAGCGUCAGAACCCCCUGAGAAAGAAGCUGCCUCCAGGCGCUGAGGCAGGGGCUGUGCUGACGGGAGAGGUGGGCUUCCUGGCGCAGCCACUGGGGGUGUUUGUACGACUGCAGGAUCCAGUGGUGCUGGGGCCCCUCACUGAGGUGCCCCUCUCCAACAGGUUUUUCUGCCUCCUCCUUGGUCCCCCCACACUGGGAUGGAGCUACCAUGAGAUGGGCCGGGCAGUGGCUGUCCUCCUCAGUGACCCGCAAUUCCAGUGGUCAGUUCGUCGGGCCAGCAACCUUCAUGACCUUCUGGCAGCACUGGAUGCCUUCCUAGAGGAGGUGACAGUGCUCCCUCCAGGUCGUUGGGACCCAACAGCCCGGAUUCCCCCUCCUAAACGUCUGCCAUCUCAUCACAAAAGGCUCCCCUCGCAACUGCGGGAGGCCAGGGGAGCCUCCCUCCAGCCUGGAGCCCCGGCUAAGGACAGGCAUGGCCACUGGCCUCACACACCAAGCCCGGAGUUGCAGCGGACGGGCAGGCUGUUUGGGGGCCUUGUCCAGGAUGUGCGCCGGAAGGCCUCAUGGUACACCAGCGACUUCUUGGACGCCCUGCACCCCCAGUGCUUGUCAGCCGUGCUCUACAUUUACCUGGCCACCAUCACUAACGCCAUCACUUUCGGGGGUCUGCUGGGAGAAGCCACCGACGGUGCUCAGGGUGUGCUAGAAAGUUUCUUGGGCACGUCAGCGGCUGGAGCUGCCUUCUGCCUGAUGGCUGGCCAACCCCUCACCAUCCUCAGCAGCACCGGGCCCGUGUUGGUUUUUGAGCGCCUGCUCUUCUCCUUCAGCAGAGAUUACAGCCUGGACUACCUGCCCUUCCGCCUGUGGGUGGGCAUCUGGGUGGCCACCUUUUGCCUGGCUCUGGUGGCCACGGAGGCCAGCGUGCUGGUGCGCUACUUCACCCGCUUCACGGAGGAAGGCUUCUGUGCUCUCAUCAGCCUCAUCUUCAUCCACGAUGCUGUGGGCAAAAUGCUGAGUUUGACCCGUGCCUAUCCCAUCCAGAGGCCUGGCUCUCUUGCCUAUGGCUGCUUCUGCCAGUACCCAGACCCAGGAGGAAAUGAGUCUCGGUGGACAAGGACAAAGCCAAAAGACAGAGAUGACAGCUUAAGCUUGGACCUAGGCCUGGUCAAUGCAUCCUUGCUGCCCCCACCUGAGUGUGCCCGGCGGGGAGGCCACCCUCGUGGCCCUGGCUGUCCUACGGUCCCAGACAUCGCCUUCUCCUCCCUCCUCUUCCUUUCCUCCUUCCUCUUUGCUCUGGCUCUCAAGCAUGUCAAGACCAGCCACUUCUUCCCCUCUGUGGUGCGCAAGGUGCUCAGCGACUUCUCCUCAGUCCUGGCUAUUCUGCUGGGCUGUGGCCUCGAUGCCGUCCUGGGCCUAGCCACUCCGAAGCUCACGGUGCCCAGAGAGUUCAAGCCAACACUCCCUGGGCGUGGCUGGCUGGUGUCACCUUUUGGAGCCAACCCCUGGUGGCUGAGUGUGGCAGCCGCUUUGCCUGCCCUGCUGCUGUCUAUCCUCAUCUUCAUGGACCAGCAGAUCACGGCAGUCAUCCUCAACCGUGAUGAACACAGACUUCGGAAGGGUGCCGGCUUCCACCUGGACCUCUUCUGUGUGGCCGUGCUGCUGCUGCUCGCGUCAGCGCUUGGGCUGCCCUGGUGUGUCUCGGCCACCGUCAUCUCCCUGGCCCACAUGGACAGUCUUCGGAGAGAGGGCAGAACCUGUGCCCCGGGAGAGCCUCUCAGCUUCCUGGGCAUCAGGGAGCAGAGGUUGACGGGCCUCGUGGUGUUCAUCCUCACAGGAAUCUCCAUCUUCCUGGCACCUGUACUCAAGUUCAUCCCCAUGCCUGUGCUCUACGGCAUCUUCCUGUACAUGGGCGUGGCAGCGAUUAGCAGCAUCCAGUUCACAAAGAGGGUGCAGCUAUUACUGAUGCCAGCGAAACACCAGCCAGACCUCCUGCUCUUACGGCAUGUGCCUCUGAGCAGGAUCCACCUCUUCACAGCCGUCCAGCUUGCCUGCCUGGGGCUGCUUUGGAUAAUCAAGUCUACCUCUGCAGCCAUCAUCUUCCCCCUCAUGUUGCUGGGCCUGGUGGGGGUCCGAAAGGCCCUGGAGUGGGUCUUUUCACCACAGGAACUCCUAUGGCUGGAUGAGCCGAUGCCAGGGGAGAGAAGCAUCCCUGAGAAGGGGCUGGAGCCAGAGUAUUCACUUCGUGGAAGUGACAGUGAGGAUUCGGAGCUGAUGUAUCGGCCGAAGUCUCCAGAAAUCAACAUCUCUGUGAAUUAGCUGGAGGAGGAGGAGUCUGGGAGUAGACCAGAAAGCCGAGCCAGAGGAAACAUCAGACAGCGAUGGAUGGAGUCAUAGGUCACCUCAGAGAUUUUCCUGGGAGAUAUUGACUCUAAUGCCCAGUUUUCUGGUUCCUCCUUUAUUAAAAAAGUGUGUGAAGAAUAGAGGACUCCCUCAAGAGUCCUUCUGAUUCAAAAGUACUGAUUCACCAUGUGCCAGACCACCACGAUCUGGAGGACAAACUGAUUCUUGCUGUGGGGGCUUAUUAUCUAUUAUCUCAUUAAGAAAGUAAUCAGAUAGGGAACCCUUGUCUAUGGCUUCUCUGUACAUAUGUAUGUAAUUAAACUUUGGUUUCUUCUCCUAUUGAAAAGAAAAAAAGAAAGAAAGAAAAAGAAAGAACUCAGACCAUGAGAUUCUAAACUUUUGCCAGUCCUGGGACCUUCUAAAGUCUGUGGCAGAAUGUCAAUGGACCCUCUGAGGAGAGGUUCUAGAGAAGGUGGGUGUGGCUGCCCAAGGUGCAGGGAACGAGAGGACCAAGGAAUCAGCAUGUUUGGAGGGGUCAGCCUCAGAUUUCCCAAGUGUGGGAUAGGAGCGGUGGAGGCUUCAUUUUGAUGUAUAUGGGAAAAUCCUGGAUCUCCCCAAAGGAUCUAUUGACUGCAGGCUCUUUUUUGUCUAACUGUAGAGCAGGGUAUCUGGGCUCAGCGCCUACACAGUUGCUGGUACUGACUCCUCAGUGUUGCUCUUGGCCUUCCCUUUUAGUCAGCACUGAGGGGCGGAGGGAAGUUCACAGAAUUGCCUUUAGUACUCGUAUUUUCAGUAUCUUUCUGUGGAGGCAAUAUCCAAACAUAUUCACCAAGGAUUCACUCACCUGGGGGAAAAGUGGCUUGAUCGUCAUUGCUAAUCACUUGACCUUUCUGGAAAAAAAUGUUUUCUUUCAUGAAAAGCAAGGCUGCAACUUGACAUCUUUUAAAAAUUUGUUCCCAAUUACCUUACAGAUAUUUAUCUGUGUUUCUGUUCAGUAUGUUUCUCUUGAGGGCUCUGACUAACUUGCAACAUGAUGUUCCACACAGGAUAAGUUCUUCCCAUUGCUGUCUGAAACCAAACAGGCAGGGUAACCCACCAUCAUUUUCUUCACCUGAAAAAGAACUGCUCCUACUUAAUUUUCCUAAUACUAUCAAUACAUACUCAAUUUGAUCAGUCCCCUGAUUUUACAUCUAUAGUGAUUUUUUCCUUAAAACCUUUAUUAAAAAUUUUCCUGGUCACUGGAGCAAUAUAUUUUUUUAUAGAAAAUUAAAAAACAUAAACAUAUAUAAAAUAAAUAAAAAUCACCCAUUAGUCUGCCAUCCAUAGAUAAUCUAUCUCUGGUGUAUGUCAUUCGGAUGUAAGGGAAUGUUCUAUUCAUUUUAGAGUAUUGAGAAUAUUAUAUACCUUCUUAUAAUUUUAUUUUCUGUUUAAUAUAAUAUGAACUUCAUUUUUAAUGACUGGAAUCAAACUGAAAACCACAACUGAGUUAAGCAUUUUCCUGUUAGAUAUUUAGAUUGUAUUGAUUUUUUGCAAUAUAAUAUUUUUGUGCUCAUGUCUGAUUAACUUUUAAAGAUAAGUUCUUAGAAGUACAAAGGCAUAUGCAUUUUAAAAAAUAAACUUUUAUAACAGAGUAGAACUUAAAAGUUUUCAUGACAAGAAAAAAGCCCUGUAACUAUAUGCGGUGGGUGAUGUAUGUUACUAAAGUUACUGUGGUAAUCAUUUUGCAAUAAUUGUGUUUAUCAAAUCAUUAUGCUUUACACCUUAAACUAAUACAAUGUUAUAUCAAUUUAUGUCCACAGAA
Molecule: messenger RNA, 4966 nt
Organism: Manis javanica (Malayan pangolin)
Lineage: Eukaryota; Metazoa; Chordata; Mammalia; Pholidota; Manidae
Source: RefSeq, a predicted model, not a curated record